UGCCAUUAUAAGGUGGUUAUUUGAAAGAAAAGCAUAGAAAAAAUACAAUUCACGUGAAUUCUAGAAAUAGAUAAAAUAGUACGAAUGGAAAUGCACAUAAGCUCGAUUUGUUUAUUUAUGUACUAAAUCAUUUUUUCGAAACAUUCUUGUGGUUACCUAAACUACUUAUUACAACUCUGCGUCAGCUUAAUUGAAAAUUGGCUUGGAAAUGAAAUCCAAAAAAAAUUUUUGCGUCGGUGAUAAAGUUUUUGCAAAAGUUAAAGGCUACCCACCGUGGCCAGCUAUCAUUGAUGAAAUUAAAGGAAAACGUUACAGUGUUACAUUUUACGGUACUAAAGAAACAUCAAAAUUAAAAUUAGAAGAUUUAUGUGACUACAUAGACAAUAGAGAUAAAAUCACUGGGAAGUAUUCUAAAAAGAAAGGUUUUUUAGAAUCAAUUCGAGAAUUGGAAGAAGAAUUAUCUGGUACUAAUACAACAAUUGAUGAGGACAUUUAUCAGGAUAAUGGUAGAGUAAAUUCAGAUGAUGUUUCUGAAUCAUUUAACGAUGACGGGGAGAGUCAAAACGAUGAAACACCAGUAGCAGGUUCACAAAAAAGGAAAAAGCGAUCAUUGUCUGUACAAUCCGGAGAAGAUUUACCAGCUGCCAAACGGCAGUUAAUUGAUAGCCGUAAAUCAUCCACAGCCAGUAACGCUUCAAGUCGAAAGAGAAUGGAUUCACCCGAAAAUCAAUCUCAAUAUUUCGAUUCAUCAUUAAAAAUUGACGAAGAUCAUGUUGGAAAUGAUCGAAUCUCAUCAUCAGAAACUAAUGUAAAUAAGACUGUAUCUGAGCGUGACUAUGAAAUAAUAUUUGCAGAUGAAUUAUACGAGAAAACAAACAAUAUUUUUGAAUUAAUUGAAAAGGCGAAGUCUGCAGGAGAUACUCCUGUAACAGAAAAAAGUAGAGAAAAAGAUUUAUUAUUAAUUGCCCGAACACCAGAAGGUGAAUUUAUUGGUAUUAAAUAUGACACAGAUCGACCGAAAACAUUUGAAAAUGAAAUGGCCCGUUUACAUUGGACUGAUGGUUCAAUACGAAAUAUAUUAAAAUUUAAAUCACAAAUUGAACAUGGAGAAAUAUCACCAAAUCAAUCAACCAAUAUUGUUACAAAUCCACAACUAACAAUUGAAGAACGAAUAUUAGCGAUUGAAAAAUGUGUUGUACGACGGAAACAAGAACGUUUACAUUGGCUACAGUUAGAAUCGAAAUUAGUUGAAUAUGAUUCUGAAAUAAAAUCUUAUUUAGGUUUAGAAAGAGCUGACACUGAGAAAGCGUUACAUUGUUUGGAGGAAAUAUUAGCUUUGCCCAUUGAACAAUUAAUGUUAACUAAACAUCCCCAUGUUGUUGAUAUGGUACGCCGUUUAAGACGUUACAUAGGUAAUAUUAAAGCAUGGGAUUUAUCGGAUGAACAAGCAAUUGAAUUUAGCCGAGGUGCCGAGCAAAUACGACAAAAGGCAGACGAAGUUUAUCAAAAAUUCAAAACUUUAUAUGAAACAGAACAUGACAAAAGUUUCUCUGAUAUUUAUAAUAACCAUGUGAAGGAGUUUAACAUGAAAACUAAAAAUAUGAAGGAGGCGCAACGAUUUGCUGUUUGUGCCAAACCUGGUACUCGACAAUUUGAAAUGGACCAGAUGGAUGAUCAAUUAGAAAUUGAAGCUAUCAAAUUAAAAAAUGAAUUAGAAAAUAAAAAGGUAAAUCCUGAUUCCAUACUUUCAGAUACAAAUUCUGAUGUAAAUCCGGAAAAUUCGUAACAUUUGACAGAUGAUUUCAUAUAAAUAUUUUUCUCCACUACGAAAUGAAAUUCCAAAUGCUACGGAAAAAGAAGCUGCAGCAACUUCUGAUAUGUAAUGGAAAAACAAACAAAGAUUAAAUAAUCUGAGAAUAUCUACCACAUAAAAAAUGGAACUUUACUUUUUAUUAUAAUUAUAUUCAAGCAAUUAUUCCAAAAAUUUAAAAAAAAAAAAAACUAAUUAUUUUAUGUGAUUUAAUGUAAUUCGAUCUCUGUUUCAAUAUGGUGGUCUUAGUUGAUAUAUGUUUAAAAAAAAACCUUAAUAUUUUAAUUAUUCACAGAAAAUUAAAAUGGACAGACAUAAGUUUUGGCAAAACAUAAUUUAUCCGUAAUUUUUUUAUUUAAUUAUUUUAAUACUUGUAUUUGUCAUGAUGAAUUUGAAUGUAUUUUGUUUAAUCAUUUUUGUUUUUAAUUUUUAUUUCUAUUGUUAUAAUUGCUAAGUUAGCACUCAGUUCCAUUGGGACGACGUAAAUCGACGUUAACCGACAGCAGACGUUAUAAGCGCUAACCAAACGAAAUCAUUUUUGUUUACGAUCGUGUCAGAUCAAUAGAAUAAAAUCUUAAUUUAAAAUAAUUUGAGGUUCGUCAAAAUUUUUGUUUGUCGAUUUGGAAAACAUGCUUUGGUCAUGGAAAUUAAAUGUUAAUCAUAUACGACACUACGUUAAGCAAAUGUGAUUUUUAUGGAGCUGAAUCCUAAGUCAUCUCGAUAGCCUAAAAAUUAUAAUUCUUCGUUUAAUUUUUUUCUGCGUUUAUUUUUUAUUUUGUUUAUUUGCUUUUUCUCAAAAGUUGAAUAUUUGAAUAUUCUCCUUAGUAUUUUAAUUCGAAAUUAAUAGCAAAUAUUUUCUCUAAUGGCCGAGGGGGUUGGUUACUUCUUAAAGGGUUGAGGGAGGUGAUGUUACUACUAUUUGAGUGAGAAAAUGUAUUUUUUAGAUUACUUGUUUUAUUUAUUUAAUUUGUUCGUACUUCGAAAGAUAUAUAAAUUAUAUUUUGGUGUAGUCAUUUGGCCCUAUUUAUAGUUAUUUUAAAAAAUUGUUUAAAAUUCAGCUGUAAGUUCAUUAUGACAAGACAUUUUUAUUCUGAAAAAUGUGAUUUUUUUUACGAAUUACGGAAUAACAUAACGGAUAUUCGAAUAACAAUCGUACAUUCAUUAGUUUUCGUUGUCAAACUCUUUUCCAACUACCGUGAAAGGAAACUCCGUAUUUUGGAAGAUUUUUCUAAAUAAAAAUGAUUGUAGGCUCCGUUUAAAACAAACUAUAUGAAAUCAUCUUGGUUUUUGCUUUUCACUAUGAACUAAAAGUCAAUGGAAAUUAGGAUACGACAAUGCUUUAUUUACAACAUACGUGGUUUUCAAGAAAAAGUAGUUUUUCUUGGUCAUUGUGAUUGUUUAAUAUUUGUCUGCUGAAAGUUUUCGUAUGCAUGCAUAUGUGCAACCCCCUUCGAAUAAUUUUAUUUACAAAUCAGUUUUAUUUUUUUGAACAAUAGCAUCAUUAUUAAGUAGAUCAUUCAUAGAAUAAGACUACCAUUUCCGUUUUUGUCAAAAAUGAUAGAGCUGAAGGUUUAUUUUGCUAU
Messenger RNA from Chrysoperla carnea, 3393 nucleotides. It is a transcript of the gene Jasper, whose product is annotated as PC4 and SFRS1-interacting protein. The record is from RefSeq and is a predicted model, not a curated record. NCBI's taxonomy places the organism in Eukaryota, Metazoa, Arthropoda, Insecta, Neuroptera, Chrysopidae. Gene Ontology annotation, molecular function: double-stranded DNA binding; transcription coregulator activity. The transcript is spliced from 10 exons. Gene Ontology annotation, cellular component: nucleus. Bases 209 to 1786 code for a protein of 525 amino acids. Gene Ontology annotation, biological process: regulation of transcription by RNA polymerase II.